CUCAGCAGGAUGGGGCGAUGGGGAAUGAUUAUUUCAGGUGCGUAUCCCGACCCUCCGCUUGAGUUUUCUUCGGCGUCUCUGCGUUGGAGUCACGUUAGUGGAUGCUUGGGAGUGAAUUGCAGGCUGAUGAUUAUCGACAGACGCAUGCCGGUGCUCCCUACGCAAGGCGGCCAGUUUGUGUAUCCUGCGUUCACGGCGCCGAUGCCUGCGGGGUAUGCUGGGUUCUGAGGCGGUUAUCGGCUACCGCGUCCUCGAUAUUCGAUUCCAGUAUAGUUCGGCAACGUCUGCGUACACGCCAGCGGCUCUGCCUCCUCACCUCCCGCCUGUCGCUCGUUCUCGAUCUCACUCGUGUACUCGUCACUUCCGACUUCGCUUUUCGACGCUAUCGACAUCGCUUUACAAGGUUCUCAACAUCGCUCUCGCCUGCACUUCGCACAUCGCUAUGCUUUCGCCCUCUUUAUCUGGUCUGGAUAAUGGCUUUCAUGUUACGUCUACACACAUCGCUAUGGCUGCUCUCGCUUUCUACUUGGCAUUCCCUUCAUCAUCACGCUCUGUUAAUCAACAUUGCGCUGUCUCUUCCCGUCAAGCACCUCAGCAUUGUCCACACCGUUCAGUAUCACUGCAUCGUCCAACACUUGCAUCGUUCAGGCGAGUCGUCUGCUCCAAGACCCUGCCGUGAACUUACCUUGCUGCAGUACAUCAUUAUGGGUUUUUAGGGUGGAAUGGAUCGAUGGAUCCUUUAGUAUCAUCGCGCACGCAUACACACUCUUCCUAUCCGUACACUGCAUGUUCCCGGCUCUGUACACUGCAAGUUAUUGGCUCUGUGCCCAUA
Messenger RNA from Schizophyllum commune H4-8, 832 nucleotides. RefSeq lists its product as uncharacterized. The record is from RefSeq and is a predicted model, not a curated record. Lineage: Eukaryota; Fungi; Basidiomycota; Agaricomycetes; Agaricales; Schizophyllaceae. The transcript has a single exon. The coding region runs from base 215 to 679 and encodes 154 amino acids.